Messenger RNA from Pyricularia grisea, 597 nucleotides. RefSeq lists its product as uncharacterized. Lineage: Eukaryota; Fungi; Ascomycota; Sordariomycetes; Magnaporthales; Pyriculariaceae. The transcript has a single exon. The record is from RefSeq and is a predicted model, not a curated record. The coding region runs from base 1 to 597 and encodes 198 amino acids.
AUGCAGCGGCUCAGCAUCCUCCGCCUCAAGGCACUUUCCCAGCCUUCUUCAGUAGUUCACUCAAGCUCCACCAUCCCCAUCCACCUUCACCUCCAGGCCCAGUCCGCACUCGCACGAUCACGCCUGCCAACCACGUCCAGCAUAUCAGCCAAGCUUGCGUCGACAUCAUCGGCACCAAAGUCUGCCGAGGGACCCAGCGCGCAGUCUGGCGGCUCGCGCUCCAAGGACGCCGCCGAGGCCGCCGAGGCCAGUGGCGACAAGCCAUCGUCGUCACCAUCAUCAGCAGCAGCAGCAGCAGCAGAGCCCGAGACGGCCGGGAUUGAUAGCCUCGCGGAGCGCGACGCGCUGGGCCGCACGGGCGGAGGCGAGCCGCUCGAGAGCAGCUCCAAGAACGCACCGCCGCCGCCAAAGGUCAACAACUCGAGCAUCCCGGGAGAUGGACAGGACAAGCUGAGCAAGGAGCAGAAGCAAGAGGUGGAGGAGCACAACCGCGAGUUUGAGGAGAGGCACGAUAGGGCGUCGCCUGCGUCCAAGGACAAGGUGAACAAGAGCUUUUGGAGUGGGGGCGGCACGCGCAAGUCGCCUGGAACGGAAUAA